Eupeodes corollae is the source of this 2775-nucleotide messenger RNA. RefSeq names its product pH-sensitive chloride channel 2-like. Bases 285 to 2288 code for a protein of 667 amino acids. Lineage: Eukaryota; Metazoa; Arthropoda; Insecta; Diptera; Syrphidae. Gene Ontology annotation, biological process: chloride transmembrane transport; nervous system process; chemical synaptic transmission. The record is from RefSeq and is a predicted model, not a curated record. Gene Ontology annotation, cellular component: neuron projection; membrane; synapse. The transcript is spliced from 7 exons. Gene Ontology annotation, molecular function: extracellular ligand-gated monoatomic ion channel activity; transmembrane signaling receptor activity; neurotransmitter receptor activity.
AUUCAGUUUCCACCUGUUGCUUGCACGAUUUGAACGCAGUUUUCCAAGCUCCAAAAUUUCGUCUUCAUUUGCGUUUUGCGUACUAAUUAUAAAAGCGGAAGAGAUUUUGACUUGAAUUUUGCUCUAAUUUUUACGGGAAUUCGAGAGCAUCUUAUAAUCGUAUUUGAAUUUAACGAUCGCUUUAACGGCCGCUUCAAGGCGGGAAAGGAUUUUAAGUUGGGUUCGUUUGUCUUAUUUCGGAUAAAAGUGCGCGGUUGAAAACAAAAAAAAAAAAACGUAGAAACAUGGUGAUUUUGAAUUGUGCAACGGUUUUUAUAGCCAUUUUGAUACAAAUUGCCCCGAGUAUCGCAACAACCAAGCUUAUAAUUCAACAAGAGGGUGAUGAAAUUCAGCCUCCGGUCCAGCAUUUUCUGCAAACUACAAAUGGAACCGAGUUUCCACUUCUCAUCACCGAAGAUCCACUAUCUUCCACGAUUCUUCCCGAUGAUCUUACUGAAGCUCCAUUGAUAUCAGAAUCGAUAGUUUUAGGGGCCACAAAUGGUACUAAUUCUUUACAUGAUGGUGGAAAAGAAUCCAAAAUAAAUUUUGCACCACGUUCCUUUGUCCCAAAAAUGAAUUCGACUAUGACGCCGAUAUCUACGGAAACACCAAACGAUGGACAAACUAUAGUAAUAAGCCUAUCGACCAAUAACGGAAGUGAAGCUGUAUUAACAACGACGGCAACCGAAGACUAUGAACACGAUGCGCAUGGACUUAUUCCAAGUGCCAAAGUCAAUGCCAGCAUUCAUCUGUCCAAGCCAACAGGAGAGAUCAUCUUCAGAUCGGACGAAGAAUGCCCAACAUUAGUCGAUGCAGACAGUUUGUCACAAACCCAACUGAUCCAAAGACUAACGGCACCUUGUCGUUAUGAUCGCCUUGAGAGACCAAUAACUUUCAAUGAAAAAGGUGAACGUCUGCCUGUCGACGUACACACUCGUGCCUAUGUUUACUUUAUGCAAAAUUUAGAAGCUCACGACUUGCAAUUCAAAAUGCAUGCAUUAUUACAAUUGCGUUUUGUUGAUCCUCGAUUGGUGUUCAAAGAGGUUGCCCCCAAAAGGAAGCAACCGAUUUUGGGGGAAAAAUCUUUAAGGGAUACCCUUUGGGUGCCACAUAUUUUCUUUGCCAACGAACGAGACUCAAGUAUUUUAGGUACAGCCGAAAAAGAUAUUUUAACAUCAAUCUCACCAGAUGGCACUGUGAUAAUUUCAACGAGAAUACAAGCAACUCUAUAUUGUUGGAUGAAUUUGCAAAAGUUUCCUUUUGAUGAACAAUACUGUUCAACAGUUUUGGAAAGCUGGAUGUAUAAUACAUCAGAACUUGUUCUUCAUUGGGAAACUAAAUCUCCGGUGACUUUUGAUCCAGAUCUACAUUUGACUGAAUAUGUUUUGCUAAGUGCUUGGUCCAACGAGACUGUAGUUAACGCUGACUUAAAUGAUUUAAGGCAUGGAGCUUUUGCUGGUAACUACAGUUCUUUAAGUUUCACUGUGCAUCUGACACGUGAAGUAGGCUACUAUCUCAUGGACUAUUUCUUACCUUCGAUGAUGAUUGUGGCCAUUUCUUGGGUAUCCUUUUGGUUACAAGCCGAUCAGUCAGCUCCACGAAUUAUGUUGGGAACAAGUACUAUGUUGACGUUUAUUACACUGGCUUCAGCACAAGGAAAAACAUUGCCCAAAGUCAGUUACAUAAAGGUUUCCGAAGUGUGGUUCUUGGGAUGCACGUUGUUUAUUUUUGGAAGUUUGGUGGAGUUUGCUUUCGUUAACACCAUCUGGCGACGAAAGAAGAACGUUGAGCUGAAAAAAAUCAACAGCAAAUACAUCUUAAAGUCAACACUUACUCCACGAUUGGCCAGAAAGGAUAUGGGAAUGCAAAAGUCAAGAUCGUGUUCGAGUUUGAACGAUGGACAGUCAGAGAAUAGCACUAAGGAACCACAUAACUACAACAAUUAUUUGACUGUUCAUACACUUCCUAUUAUCACAACCCAGUGUGAAGAAGACUUCUCGGGAAAUGGCAAUCUUACACUUGAUGUGGAGAAGGGUUCAAACAACAAUAUGUCUAAAUGUGCCUCAAUCAGUAUAGAUGACAAUUUUGUCGGUGGAAACAAAAACAAUGGCAACUCCAAUCGCAACGGUUGGACUACAAUGACGCCUCAAGAAAUCUCCAUUUGGAUUGACAGAAGGGCAAGAUUCAUAUUCCCUCUGUCAUUCAUCGUAUUCAAUGCACUCUUCUGGACAUUUGUUUAUUGUUUAUAAAAAUGUUCUCAAAACGUCAUUUACGCCAUAUGUAGCCAGUUUUCAGGUUUUUUAAAUUACAAAAAGAAAUGUUUUUUAUCUCGACCAACGUUUGCACAAUCUCUUUUAUGGAACUGAGCCAUGAAUUCAGACUUAAUUUUUACCAUUUUGUAUACUUCUUUUGUUUUAUGUAUUUAUUUUUAUAUUUAAUAGUCAACAUUUUAUUAUUCUAUAAGUGAAAAACAAGAAAAAUAUUUUAAUUAUGUGUGUUUUUUGUGCAAAAGUGUUCCUAUGAGAAUAUCCUUUUUACCAGUUUGAAGGAAUUUUUCUAUUAAUGUUGUUGUUUUAAUUUAUAAACUUUUGUUUGUUUUUUUUUUUAAAUUAAAGUUUACUUAUUUUAUUUUUCGAAACAACAAAAACGCCAACUUAAUGUGAUCAAACUGAAGAUAGUGUAUUAUAUAUGCAUAAGAUUCACAAAUAUCGUCUCAAUUGAAUAUCAGAAAUAGAA